Molecule: messenger RNA, 816 nt
Organism: Aedes albopictus (Asian tiger mosquito)
Lineage: Eukaryota; Metazoa; Arthropoda; Insecta; Diptera; Culicidae
Product: thyrostimulin alpha-2 subunit-like
Exons: 2
Coding region: 223-585 (120 amino acids)
Biological process (GO): cell surface receptor signaling pathway
Molecular function (GO): hormone receptor binding
Source: RefSeq, a predicted model, not a curated record
AUCCGAAAGUCGCAGGAAGUGGUCAGUAAUUUACAGAUCGCAGUAUCGCACUCAAGGUACCUAUUAGCAGUGAACAAAUUUUCGCGCGUCUGUCGUGCUGUAGUCAUACUUCGUCAGCAUGGUAAAUCGCGUGUGUUGAAACAUCCAGAGUCGUCCGUUAUUGCAGCCUCCUGGUGACGGUUCUUGGAUACAUCGGAGUGCACUUUGCUUGAAGCAAAAAAAAUGGAGUGGCUCCGAUUUGCAGCACUAGUGUUACUAGCAUCAAUCGCGUGUGGUCGCGAAACGUGGCAAAAACCAGGAUGCCACAAAGUAGGGCACACGCGCAAAAUUAGCAUUCCGGAUUGCGUCGAGUUUUCGAUAACGACCAACGCCUGCCGCGGAUUUUGCGAAUCGUUCGCCGUCCCGUCGGACCCAUUUGCCGUGGGGCAGCACAAACCGAGCCAACCGGUGACAUCGGUCGGCCAGUGCUGCAACAUCAUGGAAACGGAGGACGUCAAGGUGCGGGUGCUUUGCGUCAACGGAAUUCGCAAUCUGACCUUCAAAUCGGCAACCAACUGCUCGUGCUACCACUGUAAAAAGGACUGACGAUUGGUUGAGGCGUAGGAUAGAGCAAACGCCGGAACGUGGGCAAAGUGAUGACUGUUAUUCUAAUAGUGUUAUAAUUGCAAAAUUAUUUACCUCUGAGCCACCCUUAUGCAUUAGUGUGAUGACCAUGUGCAGUUCGUGUUAAGUGAAGUCUUCCCGAAGGGAUACUUGAAAUUACUGUAUAUUAAUGUACAUUAGCAGAUGAAAUAAAACUAUACAUAUAUUUUCACA